Xiphias gladius (swordfish) is the source of this 1836-nucleotide messenger RNA. It is a transcript of the gene sowahd, whose product is annotated as sosondowah ankyrin repeat domain family d. The coding region runs from base 205 to 1179 and encodes 324 amino acids. Lineage: Eukaryota; Metazoa; Chordata; Actinopteri; Istiophoriformes; Xiphiidae. Gene Ontology annotation, molecular function: protein binding. The transcript has 2 exons. The record is from RefSeq and is a predicted model, not a curated record.
GUGUGUGUGUGUGUGUGUGUGUGUGUGUGUGCGCGCCUUGCGGACAUGGAACAGAUGAUGCAGGAAAUGAGUCCAGUGGCGUGGAGGGAGACCGUUCCCAGCUCAUAAUUUGACACUGAUAUCUUCGGGGUGUUGUCUAAAUAAAAGGAAGUAGCCUUGAACUCAUCUGACAGACAGAGAGAGGAGGGGAGGGGGGCAAGCAGCAUGUAUGAGAGCAGAUCGGAUGUUCCUGGAUGCGACUCAACUGGAACCGAAGCAGCUGCCUGCCAUACCGACGCCCACGGCAGCAGGCCAGCCAAAAAGGGCACCGUUGUGGAGGGACUGUCGAGAUAUGGCAUGCAUGUCUUGCCCAGCGCUUUCCAGCGUAGGUCGAGGCUGCAGAGGCAGCAAGAAGUCACCGACGGCUCCACACCGGGGGGGCUACAGAGAGAGGCCCCGGAGAGAGGGUCGCUCACACCCGCCAUGCGUAAAAGAUACCUCAAAGAGUUGCUCUCCAGCAACCCAUCGCGCAGCGGGUUCAGCAGCGUACUGUCCCCCGAGCCGGGCGCAGACUGGGCUUUGUACCCGAUGGAGCACGCGUGGAUGCUGUCUGCGGUGGAGGGGAACUAUGAAACCAUCCUGGAGUUCAUCUCCGAGGACCCCCAUCUGUUGACCAGGAGGGAUUUCAUCAGCGGGUACUCGGUCCUGCACUGGUUGGCCAAGAGGGGACAGGACGAGACGCUGGUCAAACUUUUGCGGCACGCAGAAAGUGCGGGGAUCCCGGUGAACGUGAACCUCCGGGGCAGCGGCGGGCUCACCCCGCUGCACGUCGCCAGCAUGCACGGCCAGUACAUGGUCAUCAAGCUGCUGGUCGGGGCUUUCGGCGCCGACGUCGAUGCCACGGACUACAACGGGAAAAGAGCCUGGCAGUAUCUGCGGGGAGACGCCCCGCCGGAGAUGAGGGAGCUGCUCGGGACGUGGGACGACGAGCACGGCUGCGGGCGCGCGCAAAACGUCCCCACGAACGUCAACAACAACAGCAGCUCCGGCUCAAGGCAGCCGACCGCAUGCGACGAGGUCGACACUGGACGCACCUCUGAAGCGAACUCCUUUGAACGGACUAAGAGGAGUGGCAGCUGGAGACUCGGGUCUUUUAAAAUGGUGCUACCCUCGUUUUCAUUUCUUGGAAAGAAAAGCUGAGGGGCUGUUACAGAAACCUUCAGAGAUCUGCAUUAUUUCACACUUAAUUUACUACUUCAGUGGUGUCCAGUCUCCUCCUUACCAAGUCAUUUUGACUUGAGUCCUUACAGAUUUUAAAACAAGUGAACAUCUCCACUUUUCUAGUGUAAAUAAGUUUGUCUCUCCAGUACUUUCUGAAAUCAAGUUUUCCUUUGCUCCAGAGCAGGAACCUGCCUUGUUUUUUUUCAAGACAGAAAACUUCAGUCAGCUAAAUUCUUACAAGUUUACUUUUAUUGGAAACAGACUAAAAUGUUUUGAGAUAUUUAUAAUAAUUAUGGAACAUAACCUGAUUAGAUCAAAGGAAUGAGAUUUUUUUGUCAAAUACUUGCCACUUUCACCUCUAAAAUUCCUUAAAAUGAAACAAUGUAAGGAAAACUGUUCAUAACUCAUGUCCACGCUGAACUUGUAUGUGAUGAGGGGUCACCAACCGGACAGCAACAUUUGAAGGGGUCUCGAGCCAAAAAGGUUGGGAAUCAUUGCGCUACUUCACGAGUAUAAUCCACUCACUGUGAAUGCUGCUUUCCAUGAGUUCUCUGGUUUGAUAAAAAUAAAUAAAAAAAUACUUGCACCUAAACUUUUGCAUUACACUUUACUAAACCCAACUUAACCCACCUUUAA